AUGGCGAAGAGUGUGAGAGAAGCUGUCAGAGCCAAAUGGGCUUCAGUCGAGUAUGGUGAAUUGGCAAAAACCACCGGUGGUAAGAGUGAUGAGGUUAAGGUUGUUGUAGAUUUGACGUCUGAAGGCGAUGAGGAAGAGAUAAUUGAAUCGGAAUCAGAGGUAAAAGAGAUAUGGCCUUUUAAACUACUUAGAAGUGAGCUAUACGAAGAGAAAUGGACAGGAGACCAAGAGCAUGUCUUGGAUAUGCAAGAUCUAUUGGGUGACGAGUCACUGGAAACUGUAUACCUUUUCUCUUAUCAGUUUGAGAUGGAUUGGGUGCUGGGGAUGAUUGGAAAGGAUGUAGAGGUAGUAGUUAUUGCUCAAGAGGGUACAAUUAUACCUGCAAGCCGACAUACGGGCCACAGGGUGCGGUACAAUACUGUUCAAAUGCCAAAAUUCUGUAGCCACCAUUCCAAGAUGAUUAUCGGGUUAUUCAGGAAUAAGAGCUGCAGCAUUGCAAUACCUUCGAACAACCUAACAGAGAUGGAGUCCAGUAUGCCGCAGCAGAUCGUUUGGAUAUCUCCGCGACUGCCUUUUGGCCCAAGGAGCACGCGUUCUGCGUUCCAAAGUGAGCUUAUUCGGUACCUAGAGAGGUACCCAUCACCGAAUAGGGAGCUUAUUGCUAAACUGCGAAACAUUGACUUUAAGCCGCUGGAAUCUACCGGCGCUGUAUUCGUAUUCUGUGCGCCCGGGGGCGACGCUAACGACAAGUCUGGAUUAGCAUUAUUAAUAGACUACAUCGAUGAUACUCACAACAGCGAAAACGAGGCCAAGCAACAUAGGCACUAUUUUUGUCAAAGCAGUAGCAUAGGCGGUCCAUUGAGAUGCCAGUCAUCUGAUGGGCCUCGGAACAUCUUUACAAACCUUAUGGUUCCAAUGUUCGCUGGUAUACUAUCUGCUCUACCAAGGAAUGCAAGAGCAUGCCCAGGAGUUAAUGUCGUGCAAUUGCUGCAAGACAACCGAGUACACCCCCAUAUAAUGUACCCUACUGUGCAGGAGUUAGCUGAAUGUAGCCCAGGCUGGCUGGCGGGUGGCUGGUUCCAUUUUCAUCACGGCAAGGGCGGCGUUGCAGCGCAACAGUACGAGUUCUUGCGAGACAACGGCUAUUUCAUAAAGCAGAAAGAAUAUAAGUCGAGGCCUGGAGCAAAUGUUCCAAUCCCGGUCAUGAAAAGAGACAAGGUGCCUUGUCACACUAAGUUUUAUAUGAUGUUCAAAAGUGCUAAUCCAGACAAUUGGAAGAAUGAUGACUGUUCAUGGGCUCUUUUCACAACCUCUAAUUUAUCAGGACAUGCCUGGGGCUCGCCGCCAAGUUAUAGACCCAAGAACUACGAAUGUGGUGUACUUUACAGAUCUUCUUCUACAACCAAAAUUGAUGUCACAUGCUCAAAAGAUGUGGCUUAUUCCUAUUUUCCAACGCAGUCCCUUGUCACUAACGCCAGAAAUUAUAGCAUGAUAAUUAAAGUCAUGACACCCUAUUGGUUACCGGCAGUCAAAUACUCAACAUCUGACGAGGCGUUUUGCAUAAGCUCGAAUUAUGCGAAGCUUGACGUAAACGGUACAUCACUAAAAAGCUUAGCUCUAAAUGCGUGA
Messenger RNA from Eremothecium sinecaudum, 1629 nucleotides. RefSeq names its product tyrosyl-DNA phosphodiesterase 1 (gene TDP1). The record is from RefSeq and is a predicted model, not a curated record. The transcript has a single exon. Lineage: Eukaryota; Fungi; Ascomycota; Saccharomycetes; Saccharomycetales; Saccharomycetaceae. Gene Ontology annotation, molecular function: 3'-tyrosyl-DNA phosphodiesterase activity; single-stranded DNA binding; double-stranded DNA binding. Bases 1 to 1629 code for a protein of 542 amino acids. Gene Ontology annotation, biological process: single strand break repair; double-strand break repair. Gene Ontology annotation, cellular component: nucleus.